Messenger RNA from Mauremys mutica (yellowpond turtle), 1545 nucleotides. Its product is annotated as protein HEG-like. The transcript is spliced from 10 exons. The record is from RefSeq and is a predicted model, not a curated record. Bases 415 to 1545 code for a protein of 376 amino acids. NCBI's taxonomy places the organism in Eukaryota, Metazoa, Chordata, Testudines, Geoemydidae.
UCAGCGCUGGGGGGGAGCCCUGUGUGACCAGCCCCCCCCCAGGGGGCAGAUCUCAGCCCUGCGGGAGCCUCUCUCGGCAGCCUGGCCUGCAGGGAGGAGCUGUUCUGUUGCUGCCCAGCUCCCUGCUGUGCUUUGGACUUUGUCCUGCCUUGGCCAGAGCUGCUGGGGGGGGGGGUAGCCUGGGGGGGGCAGGGCUGCCUGGGCCCGGCCCUGCCUGGGUUGAUGAGCACCAGCUGGGCACCCAGAGCCAGCCAGCCCAGGGCUCCCUCAGUGGCUGCCUGGACCCUUGACAGCUGCCCCCACCCAGGAAUCAUUAACAAGCCCCUGGAUCGCUCUUAACCCAGCGCAGGUGCGGCCUGGCUCCCCUCCCUGCCCCGUGGCGACUGAGAGCUGCUGGGACCCAGGCCUGGCAGGAUGGGGAGGGGCUGCCCCCUUCUCCUCCUCGGGCUCCUGCUGCAGCUCCAGGCUCCCUGUGCCGGGCAGGCCGGGGGGGCAGGGUCCAGCGCACCCCCCUGGUCAGCAGCAUCCAGCCCCACACCUCAGACCUGGGCUAAACGCACUGAGACGCCCGCAGGGACUGGCACCCCCACUGCGGGGGCCACAGCACCAGAUGAGCCCAGCUGUGGCAGUGGGCAGCCCUGCCCCCCUUGGAGCACCUGCGAGUCCUGGGCUGGGCACUUCUCCUGCCGCUGCGCCCUGGGCUUCUAUCUCAGCCGGACCAUGGGCUGUGUGCCAGCCAGGACGUUCCCGGGGCGCCUCUCCCUGCGGGCCCCCGGCCCGGCACCCCCGAGCCCGCUGCCACCUGCCGACCUGCGCAGGGUCGUCGCCCAGCUGGAGAGCCUGUUCCAGCCUAUCCUGGGGCAAUUGGACGCUUAUCUGUCCUCGUCCGUCCUGGACCUGCAGCCGCACAGCCAGGCGGUGACCGUCCUGCACAGCUUCUCGGCGCGCUCGUCCGUCACGGCCCGGCAGGUGGACGGGGCCAUCGCGGGGUUCUGGGCGCGGUGCCAGGCCAGCGACCCGGCCUGCAGCUUCCUGCGGGACACCGUCUCCUACCAGAGCCUGAGUCUCUGUGAGCUGCAGCCCUGCGACCCCGUCUCCACAGCCUGCGUGUUCCAGGACGGGCUGGCCCAGUGCCCCUGCCGGCCGGGAUACCACCCCGGCCCCGCCCCCGGCCCCACCAUGGGCCGUGCCUGCACAGCCUGUGGCAGCGGGUUCUGGCUGCGGGAUGGCGUCUGUGCCAGGUGCCCGUUUGGCUUUGGUGGCUUCCAGUGUGAGGAGCGUGAGUGUCCGUGUGGGGCAGGGCCCACGUGGGGCUGGGGCUGCUCAGCCUGGCCAGUCCGCCCCAGCAGAGCCCCAGAGCAGCAGCAGCUGGGGGGUGCAGGGGAGGAUGUGGCUCUGAUCCCAGCUGGCAGGGCCCUGGGACGGCAGGGGGAGGGGGGCUGUGCUGGGCCCGGGGCAGCGUGUGCCUUCCUGCUGGCGCUGGUUGGGGUGUCCUGUGCUGGGGGCGUCCUGCUGCUGCUGAUGGUGCUGCUGCUCCUGGGGUAA